CUCCACGUGUCCCAUCAACCCAUCUCAACAAUCUUCACUUUUCUCUCCUAUCCCAAUUUUCACAAUUUAAUGUUUGGAUUUUCUUGUACAACUAUGUCAGUCAGUUCAAAAAGAACCAACCUCCUUCAAUUUCAGGAAAGCAAUGCAAAGUUAGUCAAAUAAAAAAAUAACCUAUGGUUUGCUCAAUUCAAUUUUCAUUGUUUUUAUGCAACAUAAUGUAUAUAACUAUAUAUUAUAUACAUACUAAAAAAUAAAAGUAGGAGUGGUCCAACCAACCGCUGAGUUGGAGAGAUUGAUACGAGCCCGUAGGCUCAUGGCAAUGAUAUGAUUGGAUUUUGAUUUAUUCAUGGAUGACAUAUUCACAAAUCUUUUGAAACUCACAACUUAUAUUAGUGACAGAUUCUUAAAAUUCCUAGAGGAUUUAGUGCUUAGAGAUGCAAUUAGGGGCAGAGAAAAUUUUCGGGCCACUCCACUGAUAUCAUCACAACACAAUUCAAAAGAAACCACAUCUUUGCAACCUCCUCAGGUUGGAGGUGAAAACAAUGAAAUUUGUGGAAGAAGAGCCUUUAACAAUAAUAAUAGUGAACUGCUUGUAGAUACCAGAUCUGUAAUUAUAAAAGCCAGUUAUGUAUCUGCAGCUCUUCCUUCAUUUUUACUAAAAGGUUUAACACUCCCAUUACUUGGUCUACAAUAUGCUUGGAGUUUGGGAGUGACCUCUUGCAGAUAUUCUUUCUCAUGCAUUAAAUGUGCUCAACUUCAUGUUCAUAGAAUUAGAUCUCGUGUGUUGAAAACAUUGCGCGGUUCUGCUGAUGAUAUUGGGUGGUUGCAGCAUGCUCCUGGAAUGCCUCUAGCACAGGAUGGAACUUCAAGAUUCUUGGAAUUGCUUUCAGACAUAAGGAAUGGAAAGCACUCACUACCCAGUUCAUUUGUUUAUUUGUUGAUUCCAGGUCUCUUUAGCAAUCAUGGACCCUUGUAUUUUGUUGCCACUAAGAGGUUUUUUUCAAAGAUGGGUCUAGCUUGCCAUAUAGCAAAAGUUCAUAGUGAGGCAUCGGUCGAACACAAUGCCUUGGAACUGAAGCAAUAUAUUGAGGAGAUUUACUGGGGUUCUGGCAAGCCUGUCAUGCUACUGGGACACAGUAAAGGUGGCAUUGAUGCUGCAGCUGCUUUGUCUCUAUAUUGGUCUGACUUGAAGGACAAAGUUGCUGGUUUGGCACUGGUACAGAGUCCAUACGGUGGCACCCCCAUAGCUUCCGAUAUUCUCCGUGAAGGCCAGAUUGGCGACAAAGAAGCGCGGAGGAUAUUGGAACUUAUAAUAUGCAAAAUAAUUAAGGGUGACAUAAGGGCGUUAGAGGAUCUCACAUAUGAGAGGCGAAAGGAGUUCAUCAUGAAGCACAAGCUCCCCUUAGGCAUUCCUCUGAUCUCCUUCCACUCUGAAGCAAGCAUUGCUCCCAGUGUUCUUGCAACAAUGACACAGAUAGCUCAUGCAGAACUUCCCCGGCUUGUUCUACCAAAAUUUGUGUCAAAGGUGUCUGAUUCAUUUGUCAAAUCAGGACAUCAAGUUCCUGUACUGAUUCCUGCUUCUGCUGCAAUGGCUGUUUUUGCUCUCCACCUGCAGCUAAGAUAUGGAGAAAAGAGUGAUGGACUAGUUACAUGUCGCGAUGCUGAAGUUCCGGGAUCGGUUGUUGUAAGGCCUAAUAUGAAGCUUGAUCAUGCAUGGAUGGUAUACUCUUCGAAGAAGAAAAAUCCAAGUGAACCCGAUGCUCGCGAAAUGUGUCAAGCUCUAUUUACUUUACUUGUUGAGCUUGGUAAGACAGAAAGGGAAGUGGAGCAAAUCGUAUAAUCAAUAUGCUUCAAUGUCUUUUUACCAAAUUUCCUUCCAGUUUAGAUACUGUAUAAUGCACAAUUCAGUUCAGUUAAAUUUUCUCCAAAAUGUGAUACUAUAUAAUGUGAACUAGACUUUAAUUUUCUUCAAUUGUGAUGUUUCAGUAUUUCAUGUUUAGAUACUACA
This is a messenger RNA of Cicer arietinum (chickpea), 2008 nucleotides long. RefSeq lists its product as uncharacterized. The record is from RefSeq and is a predicted model, not a curated record. NCBI's taxonomy places the organism in Eukaryota, Viridiplantae, Streptophyta, Magnoliopsida, Fabales, Fabaceae.